AUGGCUGACUGGCUGGGGGGCCCAGACUUGAGGGGACGUUGGGAGGUGCUGGCCAACAAGGCGAGGAGGCGGAGAGGGCCGGCGAGGCCAGGUGCCCUGUGCUGGAAGUCACCUGAGGCUGUCCUCUCUGCCCUCCCCUCUCAACCAGGUGGCUCCACAGACAGCAUCAGCCAAGGUGGGUGGGGGGGUGUCUCCACAGUGUGCGGGAAGCCCAAGGCGAUAGGGAAGAUCUAUGGUGGCCAGGACGCGGUGGCCGGCCAGUGGCCGUGGCAGGCCAGCCUGCUCUACAAGGGCUCGCACCUCUGCGGAGCCGUCCUCAUCGACUCCCGCUGGCUGGUUUCGACCUCCCACUGCUUUCUCAACAAAUCCCAGGCCCCGGAGGACUAUCAGGUUCUGUUGGGAAACACCCAACUGUACCAGCACACCCAGCACAGCCAGAAGAUGUCUGUGAACCGGAUUAUCAGCCAUCCGGAUUUUCAGAAGUUCUACCCCUUCGGGAGUGACAUUGCCAUGCUGCAGCUGCACCUGCCCGUGAACUUCACUUCCUAUGUCGUCCCUGCCUGCCUCCCACCCCCAGACAUGCAGCUGCCGAGCAACGCGUCCUGUUGGAUAACUGGCUGGGGAAUGCUCACCGAGGACAUGCACCUGUCACCGCCCUUCUCUCUCCAGGAGGGUAAGGUAGGCAUCAUUGAGAACACGUUCUGUAAUAUGUUAUAUGAGCAAAGAACUGGAAAAGACAAGAACUACCCCGUGCGGGAAGAGAUGCUGUGUGCUGGGGACUUCUCGACGGGAAAGUCCAUCUGCCGAGGUGACUCCGGGGGACCCCUCAUCUGCUACCUCCCCGAUGCCUGGGUCCUGGUGGGGCUGGCCAGCUGGGGCCUGGACUGCCGGCAUCCUGCCUACCCCAGUGUCUUCACCAGGGUCACCUACUUCACCGACUGGAUCAACGGAAUCAGGAGGCUCACUCCUGUCCCUGACCCCGAGUCCGCUCCUCUGGACACCAGGUCCCCCCCACUGCCUCCGAGGGCUGCUGCCUCACCCGGGCCCGGCACCACCCUCGUGCCUCCGCAGACCUGGCUGCUGCCGCCCCUCAUCCUCAAGGCCCUGCAGCCAGCCCUGUGGUGACCUCGGAGUUCCCUGGC
Galeopterus variegatus (Sunda flying lemur) is the source of this 1142-nucleotide messenger RNA. RefSeq names its product putative serine protease 47. The transcript has 5 exons. Gene Ontology annotation, biological process: proteolysis. Lineage: Eukaryota; Metazoa; Chordata; Mammalia; Dermoptera; Cynocephalidae. Gene Ontology annotation, molecular function: serine-type endopeptidase activity. The record is from RefSeq and is a predicted model, not a curated record. Bases 1 to 1125 code for a protein of 374 amino acids.